Molecule: messenger RNA, 519 nt
Organism: Dentiscutata heterogama
Lineage: Eukaryota; Fungi; Glomeromycota; Glomeromycetes; Diversisporales; Gigasporaceae
Source: the annotation of a GenBank genome assembly
AGAACCAAGCUGAAAAGAGCGAAAAAAAAAGGUUCAAAGAAUAAGUCUCAAGGUGAAUUGAAAGUGAAUCACGACAAAACGAAACAACAACAUGAUGAAAAGAAUUUUAACCACAAAGAUGAGAAAUUGAAACAGAAUGAAAAGAAUAAGCAACACGGAUCAAAGAAACAGGAAGAGGGAGAAAUUAUUAAUAAAGAUGGACACAAGAAAUACAAAGUAAAAGAAGAAACUUAUGGCACUGAGAAUGAGAAACACUUAAAUAAGCAUUUGAAACAAGAUAAAUACAACGAGGAACAUGACAAAACGAACAAGAAGAAUAACAACGCGCAAGCUAAAUUCUCAGAUGAAAACGAGAAAUCGAAAGAAAAGCAUGCGAAAGUUACUAAUAAGAAAGUGAAGAGCGAUGACAAGAAAGUCAAAGCCAGUUUAAAGAAAGAUAAAAAGGUUGAAAAGAAACAGAAAGUUCAAGAAAAGCAAAAGAAACAUCAAGAAGUGAAAGGAAAAAAGGUUAAAUAUUAA